CACUGUUGUAGGGUUUGAUAGCCCCUCAUCGGUGUAUCCCUUGCGUUCAUUUUAUUGCUGUUACACAGAAACCCAAAGCAUCCUAGUUUACUCUGAGACUGGCUCAAGCAACUCCUAGAUAAUUGGAGCUCAUUUUAGUUCAACUGUUGAGGCCAGGCAGAAGUAGGGUAUAUUUAGUAACUGAAGAUUCUAAAACAGUUGGAUUCUGCAGAAGUCUGUUGGAUUUGGUGAAUGAGUCUCUGUGGGUCUGCCUGGAAAAGAGUGUCGACUGGUUUGGUGCCAACAUCCUUCACCAACAUCUUUUGUUCUGAAGAUGCCAGAGACUACUUCCACAGAGAAAAGGAUUCUUUUUUUUUUUCGAAUCAUCCUAAAAGUGAUUUUCCUCUUGAUAUCACUCUUCAUUUUUGCCUGUUCCUUGGACAUGCUCAGCAAUGCCUUCCAGCUGAUUUCAGGAAAAUUGGCUGGAGAAAUUUUCUUGGACCAUUCAAUACUUCACAACCCCAUAUCCGGCUCAACAAUAGGUUUGCUAGUGACUGCUGUGUUGCAGAGUUCCACCAUAGCCACAUCCAUCAUCAUCACCAUGGUGUCAUCUUCAAUGUUGAAAGUAAGUGCAGCAAUUCCCAUGCUCAUGGGAGCCAAUGUUGGGACUUCAAUCACUAAUACAUUGGUGGCCCUCAUGUAUGCUGGAAACAGGGAAGAAUUUGGAAGGGCUUUUGCAGGAGCUACUGUACAUGAUUUUUUCAAUUGGUUUUCGGUGUUGGUGCUGCUGCCUCUGGAAUUGAUCACGGAAUUCCUCUCCUACCUAUCUGAUAAAAUUGGGCAUUUCAUUAAGAUUAGUGGUGAAGAUGAAAGCCCAGGAAUCUUGAAAGUUCUCACAGGGCCAAUAACAGAACGCAUCAUCCAGCUGGAUGGAAAAAUCUUCAUUGACAUUGUCAUAGGACGUGAAACACAAAACAAGAGCCUGAUAAAGAUUUGGUGUAAAACUUUUGAAAAUGUGACUUUUAGCAAUGUUAGUGUUCCCUCACCAGAAAAUUGCACCUCUCCCACUUUCUGCUGGACUGAAGGGAAGGUGACAUGGACCCUCAUGAAUAUAACGUAUAGACAGAACAUUACAAAAUGCAAACACUUAUUUGUGAACACCAAUUACAAUGAUGCAACCGUGGGAUUUAUUCUUCUAACCUUCUCUUUGUUCAUCUUGGCCAUUAGUUUGGCCUUGAUUAUCAAGAUCUUGAACUCUGAGCUCCGUGGACCAGUCGCUGAAAUGAUUAAGAAGUACAUCAACAAAGAUUUCCCCUACCCAUUUGCCUGGCUUACAGGCUACUUUACCAUUCUGGUUGGAGCUGUGUUGACCUUUACUUUUCAGAGUAGCUCUGUGUUCACCAGUAUAAUCACUCCUAUGAUUGGCAUUGACAUGAUCAGCCUUGAGAGAGCUUACCCUUUAAUCUUGGGCUCCAACAUCGGCACCUCCACCAUUACCAUCUUGGCUGCAUUAUCUGGUCCUCGAAAUGCUUUAAGAAAGUCAUUCCAGGUUACCCUGUGCCAUUUCCUCUUCAACCUGUUUGGCAUCAUUCUGUGGUACCCAAUCCCAGGCAUGAGACUGCCUGUCCAUUCUGCCAGGCGCUUAGGAAAUUUGACAGCCACCUACCGUUGGUUUGCUAUUGUCUACGUGAUCUUCUGCUUUUUCGUGCUCCCGACCCUGGCGUUUUGCUUUUCCAUUGCUGAUACGACUGUGUUGAUAUCUGUAGGGAUACCCAUGUUUUUUCUGCCCUUCAUAGUAGUAUACCUGCAUGCCUUCAAUCUCCUUCACUUGUUACCGUUGUGGAUGACAUCCCUGAAGCCGUGGGAUGAUCUGAUAAUAAGCAUCAUGAAUCUAUGUACGCAGUGUGGUGAAAAUAUCUCACACAAAUGCAAAAACUCCAAGCUCAACAGGUUUAUUGCAAGGAGAUCACUCCCCACAAUAAAGACAGACCUUGGUCCAGAUCAGAACCAGAGACACAGUUCCAUAAGAGAUAGACUUUUUUAUGUCAAGAAAUCUGAUGACACAGUGAAAGAAAUACAAUCAACAAAUGACACAGUGACAGAAAUACAAUCAGCAAAUCAGCAGUUCUCAAUUAAUGACGCAAGUACUGAUUAAGCAAGAAAAUGUAAAAAAGUCACUAUGGGUGGUAACAUAUCUAUUGUUAUUGACAGACCUUUCCAAGGCCUCCACAAUAAGGGGUUGGGGGCUAGUGUUUGAUAAUUAUUAUGAAAUACUAGAAGUCAUCAGCUGAAUGCCUAUCUGACUGUCUUGUUAUACAAAAAGAAGUAGUCCUGCACUCCUUGUCCAACUAUCUUGUUAUGCAAAAAACAACAACAAUAACAAAAAAAAUGGUGUGGGCUACAUGGAAACUCUUGGGUUAUAGGCUUAAAGUCAAGCGGGACUUUACAAGAUGAAACCUGACAAGAUCUUGUUUUAGAGCUCUAAAUAUUUUUUCAGAAGGAAGAAGUCCAAGGAAAGCUCCAUUGCUCAAAUAGACUUAGCUCUACUUUUAUUUUUAAAUGAAUGUUUAGUUGCUGAGAUACAUGGCUUUUUCCAAGAAAAGUCCUGACUGUAAAUAGAACUUCCCUGGCCCCAUUAAGCUGGAAGAGAGGGCUGCUUCCAAAGAUUAAUGACCACGAUGACCAAUACCAAAGAUAAACUCUCAUAGAUGACCAUGCCCUCUAUGUCCCAAUCUUCCUUCUUGCAGUUCUGGGCAGUCUAUAACUAAUUUCUAGAACACUAAGAAGGUAUUUCUGAAAGGUAAUAUGCCUUAAGAUCUGUGCCUUGUAUGAUCCAGAGAGAUUAGCUACUGUAUUAACCAACUAGCCCUUUAUUGGAGUGGGGUAGUACUUGAAGGAUUCUGAGAUAAAUAGCCUUGCUGUAAACCCUUCUUUCUAGGUCCUUGCCUCUCUGCCUCUUUCAAAGAGGGGGAAACCUGUCAGGCCUUUGGAGAGGAGGUAGACUGGCAGGUGGUCAUGCUGUAGAGAAAAUGUGAAAUGUGGAUUAAAAAAGCAUGACUCUCUUCAGACAAACUGUAGUCAUUUUUUCUGUAUCCCCAAAGGAUAACAGUCUGGUUGGACAAGAAGCAACUUUGUCAACCUUGAGCUUUAAGGUGACCCAUUAAAGACUAAUCUAGAACCACC
Molecule: messenger RNA, 3162 nt
Organism: Monodelphis domestica (gray short-tailed opossum)
Lineage: Eukaryota; Metazoa; Chordata; Mammalia; Didelphimorphia; Didelphidae
Product: sodium-dependent phosphate transport protein 2B-like
Biological process (GO): intracellular phosphate ion homeostasis; sodium-dependent phosphate transport
Cellular component (GO): vesicle; apical plasma membrane; brush border
Molecular function (GO): sodium:phosphate symporter activity
Source: RefSeq, a predicted model, not a curated record